This is a messenger RNA of Manis pentadactyla (Chinese pangolin), 1177 nucleotides long. RefSeq names its product cilia- and flagella-associated protein 43-like. Gene Ontology annotation, cellular component: axoneme. NCBI's taxonomy places the organism in Eukaryota, Metazoa, Chordata, Mammalia, Pholidota, Manidae. The transcript has 8 exons. Gene Ontology annotation, biological process: sperm axoneme assembly; cilium assembly. The record is from RefSeq and is a predicted model, not a curated record. Bases 11 to 712 code for a protein of 233 amino acids.
CCAGCGAGGAAUGUAUCUAUUAGUUGGAACACUGGAAGGAUACAUCUUUGUUAUCAAUGCCAACCCCUCAAGCUUAUUUCAGAUUCUUGGAUUCAUAGAGGUGAACAAAGGCAUUUUACAAAUUUCCACGGUGUCUCUUUUGGAAACAGACAUAGUGGAAGUGAUGGUUCUUUCCCCACUUCCAGAAACAGGAAGAAGCAGGCUGGAGAUAUUUACUCUGCCUAAAAUACUACCACACGUUUCUGCAAACUUUUCUGAUGAAAGAGGAAGGCUGAAUGAUGAAUUCAUUCAUAAGAUCCUGUAUGAGAUAGAGCAUACUCUGUCCUCUGCGGUGUUGGACUUUAAAAGUAACCAAAUAUAUGGCUUCUGUAAUCAAGUGCCAUACAUCUGCAGCUAUCUUCUUCCUGAAAAAGCACAUAGUGGUAUUUGCAUUCUUAAGCUGUACAAAAAAGUGCAGAGUGGACAUUAUGGACCUGGAAUGCUCUCUUUGUCUCCACAUGGAUUGUGGCUCAUAACAACAGCUAAAUGUGGCAUUCUGUGUAUCCGAGAUAUUCAUACUUUGGAAACAUUUGCUCAGUGUCGGAGUCAUUCUCACCAGGCACACGGGAUUCAAUCAGUGAGAAUUUCAAUGGAUGGACAAAACAUUCUGGUGAAUGGGAAAGGUGAUGGCACCCUUGUUUACCUAAGAUGGAGGCAGUUUGGAGGAAACUGAGCCAAUGAAAUUCCUGAAUAUUGCCAACAACUUUUAACUUAUUUAAACAACACCAUGGAUGAGGAGAAUAAUUAUUUAAAUAUAACCCGAGGAGAUGGCUCGGAUUUGGGAUCAGAAUCUGAACACACAAUAAAUAAGAAUAUGAGGUCAAGCAUUGACUCAUCGCAAGAAGAGUUAGUUCAAGUUGAUAAUACAAAGAAAAUUUCAUGGAUACAACAAAAAGGCCAAGAGGCCAUCAAAAAGGAGGUCAAAUUGUUUUCUGAGAAAAGGAAAGAGAUUAAAAAAGGAAUCAAAGCCCUUGCUAAAACUGUAAGUGUUGUGAUUUCAUAUAUGCAUACAUUUCGUCCUCAGGCUACAAUUACUUUUGAACUUUAUUUUGUUCAACACAGCAUGAGGAACUAUACCUAUUUUGUCCUCUGCCUGUAAGCUCAGUGUUCUGGGGUACUUAACAGGGUAGAAUUUGGG